AUGACCUACACUUCAUCUUCAUCUCAGCUUUGCUCUCUCACAGAAUGGUCUAUCACUCAUAUUCGCAGUAUCUUUGAGGCUGACACCGACGAUGACGCUUUAGACGCCAUCUCCGGGACGUUUUCUCCUACGUUGUCUGCUACACUAAAUGGAGUCCCACUUCCUCGAGAAGGCCUCGAGAAACUUGUCCUCUCUAUGCGACACGGGAGCUUUGGUGGGAACGGGCUACGAGUACAGUGGAAAUACACGAUGGAGGUCCCCAAGGACUCGACAAAUCGAGAAGGAGCUUUCGGUGGCGUAUACACUAUAAGUGGCCUCCGAAAAACCUUACCAGGAUCUGGAAUGGCCGCGUAUUUUACCCGACAUAAGACAGUGACAGUAAACAUAGAGUCACAGGGCUCCGAAGAACCGAACGUGGACAGUCGUAGAAUUGUUAGCUUGGUUUUUGUGGCGUCAGAUAUGCAGGAAGACAUCUAA
Marasmius oreades (fairy-ring Marasmius) is the source of this 477-nucleotide messenger RNA. RefSeq lists its product as uncharacterized. NCBI's taxonomy places the organism in Eukaryota, Fungi, Basidiomycota, Agaricomycetes, Agaricales, Marasmiaceae. The record is from RefSeq and is a predicted model, not a curated record. Bases 1 to 477 code for a protein of 158 amino acids. The transcript is spliced from 3 exons.